Molecule: messenger RNA, 823 nt
Organism: Hydra vulgaris (swiftwater hydra)
Lineage: Eukaryota; Metazoa; Cnidaria; Hydrozoa; Anthoathecata; Hydridae
Product: CTD nuclear envelope phosphatase 1A
Molecular function (GO): phosphoprotein phosphatase activity
Source: RefSeq, a predicted model, not a curated record
UUAUACUUUCUUGUUUAGAAUAUGUAUAUAGACUGUUAAUGUAUGAUUUUAUAUGACAAAGUUCAUAGAAAGUAUUAUGGUGUUACACAAUAUUUUAAUCUUUAUUAUGAAGAUAUGGACAUUAAUUGGAUGUUUACUUCGAAAAAAUAUGCGAGCAAUAAUUCAGCAUCAAACAAUCAAGUAUGAUAUAUAUCCUCUUUCAACCAUUUCAGUUGAAAGGCUAAGACUUGUACCUCGCAAAGUUAUGGUUUUAGAUCUUGAUGAAACACUUAUCCAUUCUCAUCACGAUGGUUUGGCAAGACCAAGUGUCAAGUACUCAACACCUGCUGAUUUUGUUUUAAAGGUUACAAUAGACAGACAUCCUGUUCGUUUCUAUGUACACAAAAGGCCACAUGCUGACUUCUUUCUUGAUAUUAUUGGUCAGUGGUUUGAUUUAGUUGUGUUUACAGCAAGUAUGGAAGUUUAUGGGUCUGCUGUUGCUGAUAAACUUGAUAGAAAUAAAGGAAUUUUAACUAGAAGAUAUUAUAGACAACAUUGUAAAAUGGAUAAUGGGGCGUUUUCAAAAGACUUAACUGUGAUCAAUCCAGAUCUAUCAAAAAUAUUUAUAUUAGAUAACUCUCCUGGUGCAUACAGAGGCCAUCCAAAUAACGCGAUUCCCAUCGUUUCAUGGUUUGCUGAUCCUUCUGACACAGCUUUAUUAAAUUUAUUACCAAUAUUGGAUGCUUUGCGUUUCACUAAUGAUGUUCGAUCUAUACUUAGUAGAAAUCUUCAUAGACCUAUUUUAUAAUUUGGUUUAAUUCUUGAAAUAUAUAUUUUAUACUUA